AUGAUCGAGGUCCUCCUUGAUGAGUCGGUCCCACCACAGCAAAAACGACAGAAAGCACAACAAAAACGACACAAAGCACAACAAAAACGACACAAAGCACAACAAAAACGACACAAAGCACAACAAACGACACAAAGCACAACAAAAACGACACAAAGCACAACAAACGACACAAAGCACAACAAAAACGACACAAAGCACAACAAAAACGACACAAAGCACAACAAAAACGACACAAAACACAACAAAAACGACACAAAGCACAACAAAAACGACACAAAGCACAACAAAAACGACACAAAGCACAACAAAAACGACACAAAGCACAACAAAAACGACACAAAGCACAACAAAAACGACACAAAGCACAACAAACGACACAAAGCACAACAAAAACGACACAAAGCACAACAAAAACGACACAAAGCACAACAAAAACGACACAAAGCACAACAAAAACGACACAAAGCACAACAAAAACGACUCAAAACACAACAAAAACGACACAAAGCACAACAAAAACGACACAAAACACAACAAAAACGACACAAAGCACAACAAAAACGACACAAAGCACAACAAAAACGACACAAAGCACAACAAAAACGACACAAAGCACAACCAAAACGACACAAAGCACAACCAAAACGACACAAAGCACAACAAAAACGACACAAAGCACAACAAAAACGACACAAAACACAACAAAAACGACACAAAGCACAACAAAAACGACACAAAGCACAACAAAAACGACACAAAGCACAACAAAAACGACACAAAACACAACAAACGACACAAAACACAACAAACGACACAAAGCACAACAAACGGCACAAAACACAACAAACGACACAAAGCACAACAAACGACACAAAGCACAACAAACGACUCAAAGCACAACAAAAACGACACAAAGCACAACAAUCAUUUCGACAAACAUAA
Procambarus clarkii (red swamp crayfish) is the source of this 945-nucleotide messenger RNA. NCBI's taxonomy places the organism in Eukaryota, Metazoa, Arthropoda, Malacostraca, Decapoda, Cambaridae. The record is from RefSeq and is a predicted model, not a curated record.